Messenger RNA from Alternaria incomplexa, 2598 nucleotides. RefSeq lists its product as uncharacterized. Gene Ontology annotation, biological process: regulation of gene expression. The record is from RefSeq and is a predicted model, not a curated record. The transcript has 7 exons. Gene Ontology annotation, molecular function: chromatin DNA binding; protein binding; RNA polymerase II cis-regulatory region sequence-specific DNA binding. The coding region runs from base 1 to 2598 and encodes 865 amino acids. Lineage: Eukaryota; Fungi; Ascomycota; Dothideomycetes; Pleosporales; Pleosporaceae.
AUGGCACAACACCAGCAACCCUCGCCCACUACGGGCAUGCCUCCGCAUCAUGUAGGGCAGCAUCAUCCCGCGCACGCGCAGGUGAAUGGACACCCGCCGCACGCGACCCAGCCCAAGACACCGUCGCAGUACUUGGGGCAAUUGACCGAGGCUGUAUGGACUCAGAUGGGCUCUCUCUCUGAGCAAAUGCAAGACUUGGAAGGCGCCAUGCAAUGCUACGAACAGGCCUUGAAGUUCAACCAGUGGUCUGUGCCAGCUAUGCAAGGUAUCGCGUGCAUUCUCCGCACCAAAGAUGCCUUUCCAGCAGCUGUCGAAUACUUGCGCACGAUUCUCAAAGUCGACCAAGCCAAUGGCGACGUUUGGGGCAGCCUCGGUCACUGCUACUUGAUGAUGGAUGACUUGCAGCAGGCGUACUCUGCCUACCAGCAGGCGCUGUACCAUCUGUCUGACCCAAAGGAGCCCAAGCUCUGGUAUGGCAUCGGAAUACUAUAUGAUCGCUACGGAUCGCUUGAGCACGCCGAAGAGGCCUUCUCGCAGGUAAUGCGCAUGGAGCCUACGUUCGAAAAGGCAAACGAGAUCUACUUCCGCCUUGGCAUAAUCUACAAGCAGCAGCAGAAGUUCAACCAAAGUCUAGACUGCUUCAAAUACAUCGUCACCAAUCCUCCUCGCCCACUUACUGAAGAGGAUAUCUGGUUCCAGAUUGGACAUGUGUACGAACAGCAGAAAGAGUUCGAAGCAGCCAAGGGCGCCUAUCGCCGGGUUCUCGAGCGUGAUGCCAACCACGCCAAGGUCUUACAGCAGCUGGGCUGGCUACACCACCAGCAGAGCACCAAUUACGCUAGCCAGGAGCAGGCCAUUGAGUACCUGGAGAAGUCUGUUGCUUCCGAUCAAACGGACGCGCAGAGUUGGUACUUGCUGGGACGCUGCUACAUGUCACAGCAGAAGUACCCCAAGGCGUACGAGGCUUAUCAGCAAGCUGUGUACCGUGACGGCAGGAACCCGACCUUCUGGUGCAGCAUUGGUGUACUGUACUACCAGAUCAACCAGUACCGCGACGCGCUAGAUGCAUACUCCCGUGCCAUCCGCCUCAACCCCAACAUCUCAGAAGUCUGGUACGACCUCGGCACACUGUACGAGUCCUGCAACAACCAGACAGCGGAUGCACUAGACGCAUACCAGCGCGCGGCCGACCUCGACCCAUCUAACGUACACAUCAAGGCUCGCCUGCAGCUUCUGCAGAAUGGACAGACGUCUGCUGGCGCCCCGAACCAGGGCAAUGCUCCUAUACCUCAAGACGUGCACCCUCAAGCCUACCAGCCUGCCUCUGUACAUGGACCUACCGCUCCGCAAUGGGGCGCACCUCAGCCCCAGCAGCCUCCGCAAGGUCCUGCUCCUCCAGCCCUAGCGCCCGGAUGGGAUCGCCCUCUGGCACAGAUCCGCGACCCUGGCCUUCCACCACAGCAGCUGAACCCAUAUGAGCAGCGCGAGGGCAUUCGACCGCCUACACAGCAUGCUCCCCAGAGGCCCGUAAGCCCCCGACAGGAAGCUCCCAGGUCAUACGCAGAGCCUCCUCGUCCUCCCACAAACGGACCGGGUCCUCAAGGGCCAGCUGGUCCCCCACCUCCCGGACCACCCGGGCCAAUGCGCCGUGGCAUGUCUCCAUCGCCGAAGACACACCAUGCUGCUCCCAGCCCCUACCACCCUCAGCCACCGCAGCUGACACCGCAGGCGGCUCAUGCGCAGCCACAACCACCUCUGCCCCUACAUCAGCAACAGCAGCCACCUCAGCCUAACCGUAUCUCCAACCCGAACUACGGCCCUCACGCUGGUAGUGUGCCUCCUCCACCCCCGCCCCCACCUACAGGUCUCGGUGGCCCACCAUCUCAGGCCUCUAGCCAGAGCGGCGUACCUCCAUACGGUGUUCGCCCUGCCAGCCCACCUCCGGAAGUGCGCCCGAUCGUUGAGAACCGAGCGGGAUCUCCACGCAACGGAUACCAGGGACCGUACCAGCACCAUGCUGAUCCUUCUGCAACCGGUGGUAUUGCUAGCGGAGCUCCUCCACCAGCUUCUGCCCAGACGGCUGCUGAGCAAGCAGCCCGCGAGCGUGACGACCGGCCGCCGACUGCUCCACCGAAACGACACCGCGAGUGGGAGGAGAAUGACCACGCGAAUGCAAAGCCUCCCAUGAACGACGAGAAGCGUCAGAAGAUGGAAGAGCCUCACAGCCGCCGUCCAACUCCCCCGCACCGCAUGUCUUCUCCUCAGGUGCCGCGCCAGAGCCCUCAGGAGGGUCCCGAUCCCCGGCGCUUCAACGAUGGCUACCACCCGUCCGAGGCUGCUCACCACCCGCCGUCGCUCCCACCCAUGGCAGCUGCGCGACCAUUAUCUCGCAUGUCAGAGACACCAAAGCAGGAGCGCAUCGAGCGACCUGAGCACCACGAGCCGGCUGCCCGCCAGAUGGAUGUGGAUGAGAACUACGACGAUGAGGGCGAUGACGCGAAACCUACCGCGCCCAAAUCUGAGCGCAGUAGCCCUCGCAAUGCGCCCACCAACGGCGUUCCUUCUCAUGCUCCCACGCCAGCCGAGCAAAAGUCUUAG